Molecule: messenger RNA, 149 nt
Organism: Hyalella azteca
Lineage: Eukaryota; Metazoa; Arthropoda; Malacostraca; Amphipoda; Hyalellidae
Source: RefSeq, a predicted model, not a curated record
AUGUCUCAUGAUAUGACACAACCCGUGAGCGUCCCAGAUACGUGGAAGCUUGGUCAUCCUGCAUUUAAACCGUUUAAUCCCGGUACGCUGGUCCUGAAGCGAAUAUUCACGUCAGGAAGGUUGAACGUUGAUAAAUUCAGUCCUGUGUA